Molecule: messenger RNA, 690 nt
Organism: Miscanthus lutarioriparius
Lineage: Eukaryota; Viridiplantae; Streptophyta; Magnoliopsida; Poales; Poaceae
Source: the annotation of a GenBank genome assembly
AUGGACAUGGCCCUUACCGCUGACGAAGCCAUGGAGAUGGAGCGCUUCCUGACCUUCACCAUCGACAAUGGGGUGGAUUUGGCGCAGUCCGCUGGCGGCUCUUUGAUCUGGCUUCCUCAGCUUCUAUCCGGGCAGCACAAUUUGGAAGAAGAAGAAGAUGAAGCGGCAGAGUUUUUCGACCGAGCCAGCGACGACGACGGCCAAGACGACGACGACGACGACGGCGUGGCGUACCAGUCUGACCCGGAGUUUGGUUACCCAACCGAGGAGACCGUUCAGGGUCAGGGCAACAACUACAUCAACACUGUGGUGAUUCUCAAUCUCCUGGCACAGCAGCUGGAGGUCGAUUUCGAAACUGUCCUACAUGAUAUUGUCUUCGGAGAUGGAGCGUAUUACGACGACGGCGGCGCCGGGCUACUAGGUGCGUUCGUCGUCCCCGCGUCCGACGCGGCGGUCGCCGGCCUGGAGAAGCAAGCCUUCCACGCCACGGCGGAAGGGUGCGGCGUCACAGGGUGUGCGAUCUGCUUGGAGGAAUUCGAGGACGGCGAGGAGGUCACCGUCAUGCCGUGCUCCCGCGGGCACGAGUUCCACCCAGGUGCAUCACCGAGUGGUUGGGGCAGAGCAACACGUGCCCUCUCUGCCGCCACGCUCUACCUACAGACGUUGACGAUGACGACCCUUAAUUCCUAA